This is a messenger RNA of Agelaius phoeniceus (red-winged blackbird), 483 nucleotides long. Its product is annotated as C-X-C motif chemokine 6-like. The record is from RefSeq and is a predicted model, not a curated record. Gene Ontology annotation, cellular component: extracellular region. Gene Ontology annotation, biological process: defense response; chemotaxis; immune response. Gene Ontology annotation, molecular function: chemokine activity. NCBI's taxonomy places the organism in Eukaryota, Metazoa, Chordata, Aves, Passeriformes, Icteridae.
AUGGCUGUGUGGGCAGCCCUUCUGCUGGCUGUGCUGCUGCUGUCCCACCGCCCUGGGGACACAGCAAUCCUGGAAGCCAACAGCAACCUGAGCUGCCGCUGCCUCAGGAGCACUCGAGCCUUCAUCCCUCCUGAGAGUUACAGCAGCAUUGAGGUGUGGCCCGUGGGGAGCAGCUGCCGGCGCCCCGAGGUGGUGAUUAAGCUCAAGAGCCUGAAGAGGGUCUGUGUGGAUCCUGACACGCCGUGGAUGAGGAAACUCUUGCAGGACCUCCCUCACCUGAGGAAGAAAAAGGCUCCCCGCUGAGGAAGCUGCCACGAGAGGCAUGGCCAGAUGUGCUGGGCUCAAAACUGCCUCCCUUCCCCAUCCUGCUGUUGCCUUACCCCAGUUCUGAGGGAAGCAUGCCGCUGCCUGAGCCCCUUUUAAUGCCUUUAAACCCUUAAAAAUGCCCAUCCCUGCUUCCAGCCUCUCCCAUCCUGUAGCCAU